AUGAAUAAAAAUAAUUUUGAUAAUAAUAAUAAUAAAAAGUCGAAAAGGCUUGUUCGUACAAACGAUGGCUGGAAGAGAUUGUCACAAGAUCAACAGAAAGAACGAGCAAUUAAAAAAAUUUCAAUAAAUCAAGAUGAUAGAGAGUUUUUGGAAAAUAUCGACACAAAUCAAAUUGGAACCCUUAAAAAAGCUGAAACUUUGACUAUGCUAUCAUCCAAUAAUUAUGAUGAUAAGAAGAUACAAACAAAGUCUUUGUUUAAAAAUGACAAUGUUUGCAUUAUGCCAAAGAGAAACAUGAAACAAACAAUAAAAAAUUCUAACAAUUCGACGAUGCUAACAUCGAGAGAAAAAAUAAAUAAUUGUUUGUUAAGCUGCAAAUUAGAAAAAAAUACAUUUUUACCUGUUGGUGUUGAAAUAGCUGAAGAUAUAUUUGGUUAUUUGGAUGUGGAAGAUUUGAUCUCUGUAAGUUUAACCUAUAAGCCAGUGUCAAAAUUUGUUUCAGAAUCGGUAAAGUUAUGGCAAGAAAUAUAUCAACGUAUAUCAUCAGAACAUGUUAAUAUGAUAAUGAAACCUAUAGUAAUGGUACAGGCAAUGAUUUCACCAAAUUCAUCUCAAGCUAUUAUAUGGAAACGUCAAGUAUUUGAAAAAUUGAAGUAUAGACCAUAUUAUGUAUUAUACUCGUAUCUUGAUGAAUCAGAUGAUUUUACUUUGUUGUUUCUUGGUGCUUCACACGAUUUCGAUACUUUAGUUUUAGAAGCAGAGGAAUAUACUAGACAAUAUGACGAUGACGAUAUUGUCUCAAUUCACCCGAGCAGACCACCUAAACAUAUUAAUCAUGAAGGACAAUUAUAUGAUAAAUUACAAGUUGGAUAUGACCGAGAUUGGCGCGUAGCCAUUGAAACUGUAAAUACAUUACUUGAUCAUCCGUUACGAUUAAGGAACGCAGAUAAAAUUUUGAUUGUUUACAAAUAUUCUGAUGUAGAAAAAGAUUUCGAAUUUGAAUUCUUGAAAAUAUACGAUGAUGAAAGUGAUGCGAUAAAAUUCGCAAAGUCUUUAUCAAAUCCAGAUAAUGAAUCAUCGGAGGCAAAAAAUUUUGAUCAUCGUGGUGAAAUUUUUGAUCGUGAGGAUGUAUCAAAUAAAAACUUUAGAAUUGCUGUUGAUUGCGUGAAAUUUUGGGGAAAAGUGCAUACAGAAAAACAGUUAUUUGGUGCUACUAUGUAUUUUGAAAGCGAAGAUGAAGAUCUAAAUGAGGAAAGCAUGGAUAUUGGUGACAUUAUGGAAGAUGACGAAUCGAAUAGUCCUAUUGAAAGAUGGAAACAACGAGGCUAUUUCGAUAAAUCUUGUAACUUUUAA
This is a messenger RNA of Entrophospora candida, 1353 nucleotides long. Lineage: Eukaryota; Fungi; Glomeromycota; Glomeromycetes; Entrophosporales; Entrophosporaceae. The record is from the annotation of a GenBank genome assembly.